Molecule: messenger RNA, 676 nt
Organism: Selaginella moellendorffii
Lineage: Eukaryota; Viridiplantae; Streptophyta; Lycopodiopsida; Selaginellales; Selaginellaceae
Exons: 3
Coding region: 190-531 (113 amino acids)
Source: RefSeq, a predicted model, not a curated record
UCGUGUCCAAAGCUAUGUGUAGCCGUGUCGCAGUGGAGCGCCGCCGCAGCCACAGGAGAAUUCAACACACAGGUGCUGGAAACGAGUUCCCAUUCCAUUGGGUCUUCUCGCAGCUCGAAUUUUAGGACAUUUGUUUCCGCCACCGCUGGAAAAAUUGAAGCUUUUUUGCUCGAUCUGCUCGAUCUCGUCAUGGCGAUGUCAAUGAAGCGGCCAAUGCUCGGCAAUCGAUCGACCAAGCUCGUCCAACCGGUUUGCAAGCGGCGAGACAGAGCCGAUACGAACUCUCACCACUACAGGGUCACUCUUGUCACUCCACCUCCCAAAAACUUGGGAAUACACUGCCUUCCAUCGAACACCCAAUGUGGUGAGACAGUCACAGUUAGUGGAGAGUCCUACAUUGUCUCGGGCGUCGUCUACCAAUACCAGCUCAAGAAAGGAAGGUAUGCUCCAAGCGCGAAGAAGCUCGAAGUUCAGCCGACUGGACGAUACAUUCUCAACAUGUAUCUCGACAGUCUUCUCCCGGAUUCCUGAAAAAAAAAACAGUGGACCACUGCCAAGAACAGUUUUGGUUUCCUUGAAUCGGAUCGUUUCAACGCUUUGAAUCCCCUGGAAACAAAGAUUAAAGAACUCCUAUCCUAUCUAGCGCUGAGAGAAAACAAAGAUAAACUUACGCUUA